Bursaphelenchus okinawaensis is the source of this 3674-nucleotide messenger RNA. Lineage: Eukaryota; Metazoa; Nematoda; Chromadorea; Rhabditida; Aphelenchoididae. The record is from the annotation of a GenBank genome assembly.
AUGUCACAAAUUGACUACGAUUCUCUUAGUCAAUAUUCAGAAGGCUUUUUGAAAAGCGGAUCUCAAUCGUGUUUUACUGAUACUUUAUCGCAAGUAUCGUAUGGAGAUGAUGGGUUGAUUGACGAGAACAGAGAGGUGGCGGACUUUGAUGUAGAAGAUGACCAGGAUGACGAAUUGACUGAGUUGCCAAAACAUUCGUGCAGGUGUGUUUUUAAUAUUUUAAAUUUAAUAUUAACGUAUGAAGAAUAAUUAUUGUUUUUUAGAUAUUGCGGUUAUCAUAAUCCUUUGUCGAUGGCUUUGUGCACUAUAUGUGAUAAGUGGUUUUGCAAUGGUAAAGGUAGUACUACUGGAAGUCACAUUGUUAACCAUCUUGUUCGGUCAAAUCAUCGUGAAGUAUCUCUUCACCGUGAUGGACCCCUUGGAGACACCCAAUUGGAGUGUUACCAUUGUGGAUCAAAGUAAGAAUUAAAUUCAUUUUUGUUUAAAAGUUUUCCAAUAUGUUUUGUAAAAACAUUGUUUUAGAAAUGUGUUUAUGAUGGGCUACAUCACAGCCAAGGCCGACUCCGUGGUAGUUAUGUUGUGCCGCAUUCCUUGUGCUUCACUGGCAGCUCAAAAGAGUACCAAUUGGGAAGCAGAAGACUGGAAACCGAUAAUUUCUGAGAGACAAAUUGUUUCUUGGAUUCUGAAAUUUCCAACUCAACAACAACAAAUGAGAUGCCGACAGAUCACUGCAGCUCAGAUAAACAGGCUUGAAGACUUGUGGAAGGUAUGUUUUUGUAUUAUUUAUUGUUUUGACCUUUAGGAAUUUCUAUAGAUAACAUUUUUAGGAAAAUGAAGACGCUACAGUUGAUGAUUUGGACAGGCCUGGAUUGGACGACGAACCAGAACCUGUAAGAUUACGGUACGAGGACGGUGUACAGUAUUUCAAUAUUUUGAAUCCUUUGGUUAGUUUGGAAGCUAUGUACGAUAGGAAGAUGAAGGAACAGAUGAGUUAUCCAGUAAAUCAAGUCAGAUGGGAUAUAGGGCUGAACAAGAAGUUGAUUGCUUCGUUUAAUCUACCGGAGUUUAGAGACGGAAGUAGGUUUUUAUUGGUAUUAUUUUCGUCAUAGCUAGUAGUUUUACAGUCAACUUUUAAAUUUAGAUAUGAAGUUGAUGAUUGGAGAUGAACUGAGGCUAAAACAUCAACAAACUGUGGACGGAAGCGAAUGGACAUGUGAAGGAAGGAUCAUAAAGAUUCCGGACAAUCACGGUGACAAGUUUAUGCUCGCUGUUGGUUGUAACACGGAGAUGCCUUCGAACAUGAGGACCAACUUUGUUUGUGAAUAUGUGUGGAAGGGUACCGCCUUCAAAAGGUAAUUAAGAUAACAUAUUGUCAAUGAUAUUUUAGAAUGAAAGAUGCUUUGAUGAGAUUGGCUAACAGAAAGUCGUGUGUCUCUCAGUUUAUCUACCACAAGUUGAUGGGACAUGAUGUUAACGAUAUCAAGUUCCACAUCAACCUUCCAAGGAGAUUAGAGACUCCAGGAUUGCCAGAGUUGAAUCAUUCUCAAGAAGAGGCUGUGAGAACAGCGUUGGUUCAACCUCUGACACUGAUUCAAGGGCCUCCUGGAACUGGAAAGACUGUGACGUCGGCUGCUUUGGUGUAUCACAUGGUGAAGGUGACGAAAGAACAAGUUCUGGUAUGCGCUCCGUCAAACAUUGCUGUUGAUCAGUUGGCUGAGAAGCUCCACAAGACUGGCUUGAAGGUUAUCAGAUUCUGUGCCAAAGGAAGGGAGACAGUGGACAGUCCUGUAGCAUUUCUGACGCUACACAAUCAACUGAAAGCUUUGAAUGGUCCUGGUGAAUUACAGAAGCUGAUGAGACUUAAGGUGUGUCACUUUUAGAGUUUAUAAUCUUUUAUAUUUUGUGAUUUUAAAGAUUUACGUUGUACUAUUUGUAGGAAGAAGUUGGCGAGUUGUCUCAAGGUGACGAAGCUCGAUUUAAACAACUUAUUCUGACCAAGGAGAAGGAGUUGCUGGCCAAGGCCGAAGUCAUCUGCUGUACUUGCAUCUGCGCAGCUGAUGCUAGGGUUAAAGAUCGUGAAUUCAGAUGUGUGUUGGUGGAUGAAAGCACUCAAGCGGCCGAACCAGAAGUGAUGGUACCAGUACUGAAGGGAGCGAGACAGCUCGUGCUGGUUGGAGAUCACUGUCAACUCGGUCCGGUUGUGAUGUGCAAGAAGGCUGGUCUGGCUGGGCUUUCGAAGUCGUUAGUGGAACGUCUUGUCAUGCUUGGAAAUCGACCAGUCAGACUUCAGGUUCAGUAUCGUAUGCAUCCAGCUUUGUCCGUCUUUCCCAGCAAUGUGUUCUACGAAGGAUCCUUGCAAAAUGGUGUUACAGAAUGUAAGUUUUUGGUUAUUUUAAAUUUAAAUAUUAAAAUUUUUUUUUUUUUAUAUUUUGUUGUUGGUAGAAUUAUUCUUUAUUUUUCAGCUGAAAGAAUGUUGAACGAUGUCAGCUGGAGUUUCCCAACUCCAGAAAAGCCUAUGAUGUUCUGGAACUGCUGUGGUCAGGAAGAGAUCAGUCCUUCUGGCACUUCAUACUUGAAUCGUGCGGAAGCUAUUUCAGUGGAAAAACUGACAACUCGCUUCCUUCAAGCCGGCUUCAAGCCCGAACAGAUUGGUAUUAUUACUCCUUAUGAAGGUCAGCGUGCUUACAUUGUGCAAUAUAUGCAAUCUCAAGGUACCCUGCACAGUAAACUGUAUCUUGACAUUGAAGUGGCCAAUGUCGAUGCUUUUCAGGUAUGAACUUAUAAUUUUUAAGUAUGAUAAGGGUUAAAUUUAUGUUCUAAAGCGCAUUACCUAGUUUUGAAAUUAACUUGUGUUUUAGGGUCGUGAGAAAGACUUGAUUGUCGUUACUUGUGUCCGAUCGAACUCUACUGGAGGUAUUGGCUUCUUAAAAGAUCCUCGACGUCUGAACGUAGCACUGACACGAGCCAAGUACGGAUUGGUGAUUGUUGGAAACGCGAAAGUGUUGGCUCGCCAAAUGUUAUGGAACAACCUCUUGACUGUUUUCAGAAACAAGGGAUGUCUGGUGGAAGGAGCCUUGAAUAACUUGAAGAAGACCAACAUGGCACUGCCUAGUCCGAAGCCGGUCUCGGAAAGGGAGAUUCAGGCUCACGGCUUCAUGAACUUGUCUUUGUUCACUACAACCGACAAUGGAGUGAAUCGUGGAGUAGAUGAUGCUGGUGACCCGUGCUUCUUCUCCAAUCGGGAUUCGAAGUCUUCGUUCGAAGACCCGCAGGGAUCACUAUAUUCAAGUUCAAUGCUCGGAGGGGCGUCAUUGCCCGUGCCUUUGCACAUGUUCAACAAUGGUGUAGUUGGUUCGAACGAAGGUGAUGCAUUCAGAACGGACGAUCGGAACGGUAUGUUUCUGAAUAUAAUUUUUUUUUCAAAGAUUUGGAUUUUGUUGACAUUAUUAUCUCCAACUAGGUAUUAGUUAAUUUUAUACUUGCGUUUUUCAGUACCUUUAAUGUGGCCUCCAAUGCCCGGUUCAGGAAAGGUUGAUGGAGAAUUACCCAGCUGGAACUAUGGCACAGGAAAAAGACGUCAGGUCCCGUCGUCAGUCGGGUCUUCUCAGGAUGGGUACGGUGUUUCCCAAGGAUUCUCUCAAGAUGGAUACUUGACAAGUGAGACUGAUGGCUGA